Malaya genurostris is the source of this 5200-nucleotide messenger RNA. It is a transcript of the gene pcm, whose product is annotated as 5'-3' exoribonuclease 1. NCBI's taxonomy places the organism in Eukaryota, Metazoa, Arthropoda, Insecta, Diptera, Culicidae. Gene Ontology annotation, cellular component: nucleus. The record is from RefSeq and is a predicted model, not a curated record. Gene Ontology annotation, molecular function: RNA binding; 5'-3' RNA exonuclease activity. Gene Ontology annotation, biological process: rRNA catabolic process; nuclear-transcribed mRNA catabolic process. The coding region runs from base 135 to 5054 and encodes 1639 amino acids. The transcript is spliced from 9 exons.
UGAUUUCGAUUCAAGACUAAAACUGAAAAACAUUCAGCUACAAGCAACGCUUUUUGUUAUAUUUAAUCACAUCAUCGAAAAUAAUCUUUCUCAUAUCGCUAGUAACUAGUACUGUAGUAAAUUAGCAUAUAAGAAUGGGUGUCCCAAAGUUUUUUCGCUAUAUUAGUGAGCGUUAUCCAUGUUUAAGCGAACUGAUCCGCGAAAAUCAGGUUCCAGAGUUCGACAACCUCUAUCUGGACAUGAACGGAAUAAUUCACAACUGUUCUCAUCCGAACGAUUCGGAUGUGUUUUUCCGAAUAACGGAGGAAAAGAUUUUCACAGAUAUUUUCCACUAUCUGGAGUUUUUGUUUCGCAUGAUCCGUCCGCAGAAAUUAUUCUUCAUCGCUGUUGAUGGUGUAGCACCCCGUGCCAAGAUGAACCAACAACGCGGAAGGCGUUUUCGGUCGGCCCGCGAAGCACAGGAACAGGCAGAACAAGCCGAAAAGAAGGGACAUGUUCUUCCAACUGAAGCUAGAUUUGACAGUAAUUGCAUUACGCCAGGAACCGGUUUCAUGGCUCGGCUACAAAAAGCGAUGGAGCAUUUUAUCAAGGUAAAAGUUAGCACAAAUCCACUCUGGAAGCAUUGCAAAGUAAUUCUGAGUGGGCACGAGACACCUGGUGAAGGCGAGCAUAAGAUUAUGGAAUACAUAAGGCAUGCCAAAGCGACGCCUGGUUAUGAUCCUAACACGCGCCACUGCCUGUAUGGAUUGGAUGCUGAUUUGGUCAUGCUGGGACUUUGCACUCAUGAACGCCAUUUUUCGUUGCUACGAGAAGAAGUAAAAUUUGGUAAAAAUGAGAAGAAAAGUUCUUUUGUAGAGGAAACCCGGUUCUAUUUACUGCAUCUAACACUAAUGAGAGAGUAUCUGGAGUUGGAGUUUGCUCCUGUUAGAGAUAAAUUGAAGUUUGAGUUCGAUAUCUACAAACUGAUAGACGAUUGGGUUCUGAUGGGUUACAUGGUGGGCAAUGACUUCAUUCCCCAUCUACCACACCUACAUAUAAACGAGAACGCACUGCCAACGUUGUUUCAAGCGUAUAUGGAUAUAAUGCCACAGCUGGAUGGUCACAUCAACGAGGGAGGAAUACUGAAUUUGCGCCGACUGGAAGUUUUCAUGGAACGGCUAGCUCAGUUUGAUAGGAACAUUUUUCUCGAGCACUACACCGAUUUGAAAUAUUUCAAAUCAAAAAGAAGGUCGGACGAUAUGGAAGCUUUCGACGUUAUAAUAGACGACAUCAAAGCAGAAACAGAGAUGAAUUGUGAUUUAUCGGCACUUAUCCAGGCAACAGAAGAUAUGUUUUUAGGUGACGAUGAUUAUUCGGAGGAUGGAGAUAUUGAAAAUGAUCCAAAGUACUUCGAGAAAGAAUUUGCCGCAUAUAAGAAAAAUUACUACUGCACGAAAAUGGGAUACCAACACUUUAAUGAAGAAACGAGAGCUGAGCAAGCCGAGUGUUAUGUUCGAGCUCUCCAGUGGACGUUGUUGUACUAUUAUCGGGGUGUACCAUCAUGGUCUUGGUUCUAUCCCCAUCACUAUGCACCGUUUAUUAGCGAUGUGCAAAGUUUUAAACACUUAACAAUUACAUUCGAGUUGGGAAAGCCAUUUUUGCCUUUUCAGCAGCUCCUCAGUGUGCUGCCUACGGCCAGCAUGAGCCAUCUACCCGCUGCAUAUCACAGCCUAAUGACUGAUCCUAACAGUCCGGUGAUUGAUUUCUACCCACAAAAUUUUAGCACAGAUCUAAACGGGAAGCAACAGGAUUGGGAGGCUGUAGUGCUGAUUCCGUUCAUUGACGAAAAGCGCCUUUUGAAAUCCAUGGAAUCGUGUGAUGCUUUUUUAACGGACGAAGAAAGGCAACGGAACGUUCAUGGGCCAAUGAUUCUGUUCCAAUACGACCAAAAUGGAACAGCUUGUCUACCAGCAAACUACGGAUUCGACGAUGUUAAUCAGCUAAAAGUAUCGGAAACUUCCAUUUAUCGAGAAGAUUUACGUGUUGCAGAGCAGAAUCUUGUACUGGGGCCUUCCAAGGGUGCUGUUUUGAAUGGUUACAUCAAGGGAUUCCCAACCAUGAAACAUCUUCAGUACCAUGGCACAUUAAAAGAGUUACGCAUAAAAGUCUUCAACUUUUGCAGUCGCAAUCCAAGUAUGCAAGUGAUCAUCGAUCGCCCACCCGAAAGCAUCAAAUCGACGCCAAUUCUAGCACAAGAGCUUCUCGGUCGCAUCGUUUACGUCAGUUGGCCUCAUUUGAUCGAAGCGAAGAUAGUCAAGGUAGCCGAUGCUGAAAUGAUCUACGAAAAAGAUCAGGAACCUCGCCAGAACAACGCCAAGUUUUUCGAUACCUGUCGAAAGUCAAUCAUUGAACAUAAUAACAGUCGUUUGGCAAUCGAUGUUGGUAAAGUCGAACAGUUGAUUUAUGCACGGACUUGUGUUGGAAGUGAAUAUGUUCUUCGCGAAGAUCAGUAUGUGCUAAACAAACUGUGGAACGUUGGAGAAACUAUGUACCCUGUGCAAACAGUUGUUACCGAUUUACGGGAAGUGCUGAAAACUUUAAAGCCAUACCAGAAAAUUAACGAAAUGUUUCCGGAAAAUUGCGUGGUAUUUCUACGCGCAACGGAAUGGUACGGUAGUAUGGGACACAUAAUGGAUGUGACGGCGGGGCACAAACGUAUUAAGUCCCGAUUUGAAAUACAUGACGAGCCCAAUCUGGACAAAGUCAUGGAAAUAAAUGAGCAAAGUAAAAAUAACUACCGCGGUAUCCAGGAUACCGCAUCGACGGUGGGUAUUUCACCCAACCUUUUAUGCAGAUUAUCUUCUACAAUAUUGAUCAUCCCCGGCGGACGCAGAUCGGUCAAUGAAGACGAACGUAACAAAAUGAAUAUUGGCUUGCAACUGCGAAUGGUGUCGCAGAAUGAGGAAACGGUUGGGUACACCAAAAAAUUAGACCGAAUGUGGAUGUUUUCAGAGAAAGCAAUUAAACUACUCACUGACUAUUACGAAAAAGUUCCACAGCUCUUCAGGCGGCUGGAACAGUACAGUAAAAGUGAUAAUCUAUUCGAAGACGAGGUGUUUGGUGAAGACAAAGAAGAUGGCAUCAGUUUGAAGGAACUCGUUGCAUGGAUAAAAAGCCACGAUCACACUAAAGCGGAAAGGCGACCUUGUGGAACCAAAACUUUGGAGCCUGUUGCAGUCGAAGAGUUAUGCCGAACUAUAAACGAAUAUGUGAGUAAACCUCCGCUCAUGCAAACUAUGUUUGUGCAUGCUAAAAAUCUUUACAAACCAAGAAUGAAACAGUCCAAAAGUAUUGAUCAUCAUGCUAAUUUUGAAUUGUUGGAUCGCGUAAUCGUCGCCCGCGAAACCGAAGUUGUACCGUUAGGCUACCGGGGAACGAUAAUCGGAAUUCAUUUCGUCAAGGAUCCAAACCCAGUACGCCAAGAAAAUGUGGUUAAGGAAGAUAUGUACUUUGACAUUCUGUUUGACAAAGAAUGUCCCAAUGGUGUGCAAGUACUCGGUCUUGAACAAACUAAAAAUCGUUUAGUUCGACUAGCUGAAGGUGCUGUUCUUAAUAUAUCCUUUGGAAGAGCAACAGUCGAAUACAAGCCAAAAGAUCCUUUCCAUCCAAUCAUACUUCCAGCGGAGGAAUUUUUGCCAAAUGGUAAGUCCACCUUUCAAGUUCAACAGAAGUUGGAAGUGGUGCGAAAGGUUCCUUCGAAACCUCCACCGUCGGCUGAGUCUAUCAAGAAGCGACUCAACGAAAGAAUCGAAAAGAAAAACCCAACGAAGGCGUUCAUAAUGGCCAAUCGAAAACCUCUAGAAGAACAGGAAGGCCAUGCUCAACAGACUGCCUGCGACUUUGGACAUUUAUGGAAUAAAUUACGAGAAACCCAAGCCCAAGCGCCGUCGGUGUUAAAUGACCGGGAUAUAAGGAGCUUCAUUGGCAAUGGAACCGCAUUGUACCAGCAGCAACCGGACAUACCGUUUGGUAUUGUGUCACCGGUAGUGCAAUCUUCCAGGAACAACAGCUUAAACGAGACUCCUGCGGUUGAUCCAACUGUUAUGUUGAAAAAGAUGCUGAAAAUUAGCAAUAGCCGUGAUCUUGCAGAUCAAGAAAUGUCCACAGAAGAGACCACCAUUCAAGUAAACGAUUUAAACAGCACAUCGAAAUCGCAAACAUCUACAGCAACGGUUCCACCUCAACCAAACAUUCCGAUGCCAAAGAACCUACCAAAACCGCCUUCUUCGUGGAGAUCUCCAAGGAAAACAGUAACCGAUGUGCAAAGUUCGUCGGAAAAACAGUCCGUUCCUAGUACAAAUUCAGUUGCACAGCCCGAAAUAUCCAGAAUUCAGCAAAAAAAUCAUCGACCUAUUCGGCUUCCACAAACACAAAUGCAUUACCCAGCGUACCCGCAACUGAAACCGUUCACAUGCCAGACCGCGAUAUACCCUCAGGUACCACUGCAGGGAGUCGCUCAGCACUUUCAACCAAUGCCGCGAUAUCAGCAGGGCCCACUGAUCCCCAUGCAUCCACUGAUGCAUCAACAGCAGCUACCACAACAUCAUCACCAGCAACAUGUAUUCCGCGGACAGCAAUACAAUCAACGCCAACACGGCCCAAACGGACCACAAAAUUUAAGCUUUAAUCGAAACACCCCGGCAGGGACUGGCGCGUUCGUUCCGUUACAAGCUAUGAGAAAUGCCAAGAGUCGCAGCAAUAGCUCUGCAAACAAUGCAAGCCAGAACAAAAAGGUAAUCAACCAACGCCCGCAAACAUUGGAUGCCACAUCCUUCGCCCAACAAAAUGCCGAACUGAGACAAUUCGUCGAGCAGAAACAAGAAGAACUGAAGCAGACAUUUGCUUCUUUUCUAUCGGAGAAUCAAAAAGUCUCCGAAACGACAAAUUCCGACACCGAAAAAGCAAGUAAGCUAGAAAUGCCUACUGCUGUAAAUAUAGAGAAGACUAAACCGGCAGCUCAACCACCAAAAGUACGGCAAAUGCGUAUUGCAGCUAAGUUUUCGCAGGCAGAGUAGUAUUAAUUUGCCGUUGUGUGUGAUAUUUAAAUUGUUUUCUUAUACAUACUCUGAUUUUUGUUUUAUUAUUUUACACUCGGAAAGUGACAAUCACUUUACGUAUAGAAUUUAGCAUCAAUAAAGAGGCGCACCGUUAGCGUCAUAGA